AUGCCGCUCGAUACAUCUACCACAUACCCUCUUACAAAGCUCCGCCUUGACGGUCGGCGAUGGAACGAGCUGCGAUUGAUCCAAGCGCAAAUCUCUACAAACCCCGCUAGCUCAGGGUCAUCCUACUUGGCAAUGGGAAAUACAACUAUACUAUGCUCGGUGCACGGCCCUGCAGAGGGUCGUCGGGGUGACGCGGCCGGUGGUUCUGCUGGAGGCUCGGGAGCAGUGGUGGAGGUAGAUGUCAAUAUCGCAGGUUUCGCGAGCGUUGACCGGAAGAGACGAGCGGGAGGUAGCGACAGACAAUCUGGGCGCAUUGCGUCGACACUGCGCUCUGCCUUUCAGUCGCAUCUUCACACAUAUCUAUACCCGCACAGUACGAUCAGCAUUCAUGUCUCUGUCUUGUCGGCGGACGGCUCUCUUCUCGCGGCGGCAGUCAAUGCUUGUACACUCGCCCUUGUUGACGCUGGAAUUCCGAUGCCCGGGUUGUUAUGUGGCUGUACAUCGGGCAUGAGCGGGAGUGCAUCUACGGCAAGAGACCCUUUGAACGACUUCCUGGAUCCUUUGUUGGAUGUUUCCCUUCCGGAGGAGCAGGAGCUCCCUUUCCUGACCGUCGCAACAACUACAUCAAUCCCUACCGGGGCAGACGAGGACGAUGAUGAUAUGAAGGUGUCCAUGUUGACCAUGGACUCCAAGGUCCAUCACACAUAUAUCGAAACAAUGUUGGCUGUGGGAGUAGAUGGGUGCAAGCAGAUUCGGGAGAUCCUCGAUGGGGUGAUCAAAGGGUCGAGCCGACGGUGA
This is a messenger RNA of Aspergillus calidoustus, 798 nucleotides long. The record is from the annotation of a GenBank genome assembly. Lineage: Eukaryota; Fungi; Ascomycota; Eurotiomycetes; Eurotiales; Aspergillaceae.